This is a messenger RNA of Aphis gossypii (cotton aphid), 1189 nucleotides long. RefSeq lists its product as uncharacterized. The transcript is spliced from 4 exons. Lineage: Eukaryota; Metazoa; Arthropoda; Insecta; Hemiptera; Aphididae. Bases 488 to 1189 code for a protein of 233 amino acids. Gene Ontology annotation, molecular function: sequence-specific DNA binding. The record is from RefSeq and is a predicted model, not a curated record.
UAUAAAAUUAUAUAUAUUAAAAAUAUAGUCAUGAAUCGAGUUACACUAGAAUGUAAUGAAAAUUAUAAAACCAGACUCAUAAUGCAAAAAGAACUUUCAAAAAUAAACAGCGAUUACCAAAAUUUACACUUAGUAGGUAUAACUACAUCCAAUUUCAAAUCAUUAUCUUAUUAUACAGUUGUACAAUACACAAUAAUCGAACUAAAAACCAUUUUUAAAAUAACAAUAGAAAAAAAUAAUAAAAUAUCAUACGCUUAAUAAAAGUUUCUCAAAUAUUAGUUUAAAUCACUAUUAACAUAAAUCAAAGGCAUUUUUAUUAAAAGCUGUAUUCCUACGUAAAACCUCCGUGUUGUAGAAUAUUUUUGACUCUAUGGCAGGUAAAAUUUUAAAAUUACAAUAAAACGGUCAUUAUAUGUUUUAACGGUUUUUUUUUGUGAGUGACAAUUUUAUUUUUCAAAGCAUACGUUUUCAUUCUUUUUUAUAAAUUAUGUCUGGAAAUAAAUGUGAAUACUUGAACUGCGGAAAAAAUAAAAGACUUAAUAGUGAUCUUAAAUUCCAUAUUUUUCCGAAAAAUGAGAAUUUAUGUAAAAAAUGGAUCUUACAUUCAGGAAACAUUAAGUUGGACGAUUUAAGUCCAAAAACACUGAGGAAAAAAUUUAUUUGUGAAAAUCAUUUUGAAAAUGAUAUGUACAUGUGUAUGAAAAGACAGCGUCUUAUACCUUCGGCUGUACCAAAAUUAUAUCAUAAUAUUGAAGAAUUUGAAAGUAAUAAUGAACACCAAUUGGAUUCAACACAGACUGAAACACAUUUAAAAAGUUCUAAGAGGAAGCUGUUGUUUGAUGAAGAUUUAUCAUUAACAGUUGAUGACAAUAAUACCAACAUGCUACACUAUUCAAACAUUGUAUCCACAUCAGGCACAUUCAUAGUUACUCCUGACAAAAUUAAAGUGCUAACACCAACUAAAAAAUAUACAAAUUUAAAAUCUAUAUCAUCACCACAAUUAAUAUUUCCUAGUCCUAACAGUAUUUCAUCCGAUUCAUCAAGAACAAAACAAUGGGUACAAGAACUGUGUCAAUUACCAUCCCCAACAAUAACAAAAAGAGUAAAACUUAAUAAUGAACAAUUAAUUAAUAUUUGUAAAAGGCAGAAAAAAAUAAUAAAUCGAAAAAGAGCAAUUAUAGCCGUUUAA